AUGCUGACGACUAAGCUGUACACGUUGGUGCUGGUGAUGCAGCCGCAGCGCAUCCUGCUGGGCAUGAAAAAGCGCGGCUUCGGGGCCGGCCUCUGGAACGGCUUCGGUGGAAAGGUGCAGCUGGGGGAGACGGUGGAGCAGGCAGCGAAAAGGGAGCUUCAGGAAGAGAGUGGCUUGACCGUGGACACCUUGCAGAAAAUGGGCCAAAUUACCUUUGAAUUUGUAGGCAACUCGGAGCUGAUGGAGGUCCAUAUCUUUCGCGCUGACAAUUUCCACGGAGACCCCACCGAAAGUGACGAAAUGCGUCCUCAGUGGUUUGACGUGGACCAGAUACCUUUCAAGGAGAUGUGGCCGGACGAUAUAUAUUGGUUUCCUCUUCUGCUCCGCAAGAAACAUUUCUUGGGUUAUUUUAAGUUUCAGGGGCAGAAGACUAUCUUAGAAUAUACCCUGAAGGAGGUGGAGAAGAUGCAGGAGGAAACACAAGAAAGAUUUCCUGAUGGAGACAUAAAGGACAUCUCGGCGGGCAAGGAACCACCACCGGCCCUGUAGCAAAACGACUCUUCUGCCGAACUCAUUCAUGGGGAAAAAAAAACACCUCCUCAAAACUACUUGUUCGUGUACAGAAUGUGUUCCGUGAUCAAAGAAUACUAGAUUAUGAGAAAAUAUGGUCAAACCAGAAGAAGAAAUGCCAGGAUAUCCUCAAUAUCAUGAAGAAAAAAGCUUUGAUCGUACACGUUGCAAUAAAUACGUUCCGCGCUAAAAUAAAUGUUCAACCUUUUAAUAGAGUUUUGCAUUUCUCUUACAAAUAGAUCUUUUUUGUAACUUUUGGGGUGGGAAGGCCUGGAGAUGUCAGACUCCGGAAACAUUUAUUAAAGUCUACCAAGUGGAAAUAAAAGACAUUCUGCCAUUUAUAAUAAAGUGCUUCGUUUAAAAACAAUACUUUUUGCAAAGCGGACACUCUUUUACAAAUGUCAAAUUAAAUGCCAGGAUGCUGGGGGAAGCCCACCUACCCCGAAACCAAAACAUGACUUGGAAAAACACAAAAAAGACAAUUUACUUUCCUGAGAAUUUGGCAUUUAGUCCCUUCAGAUGACUUCUUUUGUCAUCUUGCUAAAAAAAAAAAAAAGUUCCAUGAUCCCAAAUGAUCCACUUUAAAUAGAGCUUCCUCAAAAUAAUCUCAAAAUGACCUCCUCUCACCUUGUAGAAAAGAGACAAGCUUUCCUUAUGGCAGUUGGGAUUUUUUUUUUAAAUCCAGCAGAACAAGCUUUUUACAGCUGGUUUGUUUAACUAGGCAUGAACCAAACAACGAUUUCCCCUUUUAUAUAACCUCAGGGCUGGUAGCCCCUGGCCAGCUUACCAAGACUUAAUCAAGCCAGGUUCAUUUUGGUUAAUAAGAUGAUUGUCUAGAGGUUUUUAAAAAAAAUAUAUUGGAAUAAGGCACUGUAUUUAUGUAGUCACCACUUUCGGCCGAGCUUUGGUGGAAAUCUUUCCUUGAUAGGUAUGGCGAGGAACAUUAAUGGACAGGGGAAGGAAUAUGCCCCAUGGAGGGUACAAAGUAAUUUUUAUAGCGGAGUGUCUAUGGAGAUUCUCAGUCAUCCAGGUCUUGGUUGUCCCCAAGGUGCUUUUUCAGGAGGCAACUGGAUUU
Messenger RNA from Protobothrops mucrosquamatus (brown spotted pit viper), 1645 nucleotides. It is a transcript of the gene NUDT1, whose product is annotated as nudix hydrolase 1. Gene Ontology annotation, biological process: DNA protection. Gene Ontology annotation, molecular function: 8-oxo-7,8-dihydroguanosine triphosphate pyrophosphatase activity. The transcript has 3 exons. NCBI's taxonomy places the organism in Eukaryota, Metazoa, Chordata, Lepidosauria, Squamata, Viperidae. The record is from RefSeq and is a predicted model, not a curated record. The coding region runs from base 1 to 549 and encodes 182 amino acids.